AUGGUGCGUCUACGACAGAUACCACGCAGUGCGGCCUUCGCCUGGUCCCCGGGCCAUUCUUCUCCCUUCCUAGCGACCGGAACGCAUGUUAGAGCCGUCGACGUCGAUUUCUCCAACGAGACCUUUCUAGAAUUAUGGGAUCUCAAGCUUGAUGGUGAGAAUGUGGGAGCGGAGCUGCAGCCUGUAGCCAAGAUUAGCACAGAGUCUAGGUUCCAUGACCUUGGGUGGGCAGAGACAGAGGAUAGCACUAGAGGGCUUAUUGCGGGAGCGUUGGAGAACGGAGCCCUGAAUCUAUGGGACGCUGCAAAGCUACUGGAUGGCUCUAGCAGUGAACCAGCCAUGAAAGUGGCUGCUCAUAGCGGGGCAGUCAAAACGCUCCAAUUUCACCCUAGGCAUUCCAAUCUCCUGGCCAGUGGUGGAAGCGUAGGGGAGUUGUUUAUUACCGACUUGAAUAACAUCGAGAAUCCAACUAGACUGGGCAAAGUCGCCGCCAGCCAAGUCGAGAUAGACUGCCUCGACUGGAACAAGAAAGUACCCCAUAUCCUAGCCACGGGAAACAGUAACGGGUUCGUAACGGUAUGGGAUGCUAAGGCCGGAAAGGAGAGCUUGACCCUCAAGAACCUGGGUCGUAAGCCUGUCAGUGCUAUCGCUUGGGAUCCAGAGAAGCCUACCAGACUAGUUACGUCGAUUCCCCUCGAGACUGAUCCGGUUAUCCUUGUUUGGGACCUGCGCAACGCCAAUGCACCCGAACGAGUACUAAAGGGUCAUGAAUCCGGCGUCCUCUCACUGUCGUGGUGUCCCCAGGACCCGAGACUCCUCCUUUCCAGUGGCGAAGACAACCGAAAUAUAUGCUGGAACCCGCAGACCGGCGAGGCAUAUGGAGAAUUCCCAAUCGUUACAAAUGCCACUUUCCAGACUCGAUUCAAUCCUACCAAUCCCAAUAUUCUUGCUACUGCCUCUUUGGAUGGAAAGAUCUCCGUUCAGACGCUCCAAAACACUAAUCCCGAAACGGCGCAAAAGGGCGACGAUGCGCAACCUCUAAAUGAUGAAGACUUCUUUGCCAAAGCACAGACUCAACCACAAGGCCCUACUUUCUCCCUACCAAAAGCUCCCAAAUGGUUUGAGCGUCCUACCACCGCCAACUUUGGUUUUGGUGGAAGGGUCAUCUCAGUGGUGACUGCCCCAGGGACACGGACGUCAACUAUCCGUAUCAGCAAGUUUGAGGUAGAUGCUAGCAUUGGUGCUGCCACUGAUGCUUUUGAGUCAGCUUUGAGCUCUGGAGACGUCCGCAGUAUUUGCGAGUCUCGAGCUGCCGAGGCUAAGACCGAAGAGGAGAAAUCUGACUGGAAGGUUAUGACUACUUUGAUGUCGGAGACGCCUAGAAAGGAACUCAUUACUCACCUUGGAUUUUCUGGCGAUGUUGAUGAGGCUGCAGACAGCUUAGCCAAGCUCGGGCUGAAAACGGAGGAAUCAGAAGAAAAGAAAGUGGAGGAGAAAGAGAAGCCAUCUCUCGCACCUCCUGCAGGAGUCAGGAAACAUAAGAGGCUUACUUCUAUCUUUGAUACUGGGGCUGAUGGCGAGAGUGACAGCUUCUUGACUGACCUAUCUGCUUCCAAGGCGGCUCAGACCAACAGUCCCUUCCAGUUGUUUACGGGAGAGGAGACUGAAGCAGACAAGUCUAUCACCAAAGCUCUUAUACAGGGUCAAUUCGACAAGGCCCUUGAGAUCUGCCUCAAGGAGGACCGAAUGGCUGAUGCUCUUAUGAUCGCUCUAUCUGGUGGUCAGGAGUGCAUUGAAAAGGCCCAAGAGGCGUACUUCCUCAAGAAAUGUGAGGGGCCCAGCUACAUCCGCCUACUAGCAUCUAUCGCUGGCAAGGAUAUCUGGGACGUCGUUCAUAAUGCGGACCUUAAAAACUGGAAGGAGAUAGUUGCUGUCAUUUGCACUUUUGCUGAUGAUAAGGAUUAUCCCGAACUUUGCGAAGCUCUUGGUGAUAGGCUGGAAGAGUACUCAAGAACUCAUGAUAGCAAGGAGACUCGCAAGGACGCUUCUUUCUGCUACUUGGCCAGUUCCAAGCUGGAGAAGGUUGUGUCUAUCUGGAUUCAGGAACUCAAGGAGAAUGAGAGCAAGAUGGUUGAGACCGCCUCUGGUGAGACUGGAUUUUCGAUCCACGUCCAAGUCCUCAGAGACUUCAUCGAGAAGGUCACAGUGUUCCGCCAAGUGUCCAAGUUCGUUGACGCUGAAAAAGAUAAGCCAUCGGACUGGAAACUCACUUCUCUCUACGACAAGUACAUUGAGUAUGCCGAGAUCGUUGCUACUCAUGGCAGAUUGGAGGUAGCAGAGAAGUACCUCAGCUUACUACCAGAUAGCCAUCCGGCAGGAGGCCCUGCAAAGAACCGCAUCCAACUAGCCACCAAGAAAGCUACCACCAAGGCCGCCUCCAAAGCAGCUUCGCAUAUUCCAGCAGCCCGACAAGCUUCAACAGCCCUGCCGCAGCCAUCGCUUGGAGGAUACACUCCUGUCCAGCCUCCGGUGCCCCAGCAGCCGCCAAUGAUGAACCGUGGACCAACUCCAAACAACCCGUACGCACCACCAGCCUUCAACCAACCCGCCAACCCUUACGCCCCAAGUGCUCAGACAUCAAGCUAUGCACCCACCACCGGCUACCAACCGACACAGCAGCCGGGUAUCGCCCCUCCUUUAUUCCCCGGUCAGCAAGCCCAUGGAGUUCCGCCACCUCCCAGAGGCCUAACCCAAUCUCCCUCCACAGUAAAGCCGCACACGGAACGAAGCAAUGUCCCUGCAUGGAACGAUCUUCCCGAAGGCUUUGCAAGGACUCCAACCCCCCGACGUGGAACUCCAAGCCAGGGUCCUGCGGUCAUCAGUUCGCCGUUCCCCAAUCAGCAACAGCAGGCCCAGAGUCCUCCUCCACCUCCUGGUCCUCCAGUUGCAGGCCAUCGAGGUUCAAUGCCUGUUCCUCCACCUCCAAAGGGUCCCUUCCCAGCAGCAUCACAUGCAACUCCUCCAGGCUCUGCGGGAGGCACUCAAUUUGUACCACCGGAGCGCCCGUCGUCUACUGCUAACCUAUAUGCUCCCCCUCCAGCACAACACCCACCAACAGGAGCGGCCGGUGGUCCUCCACACAUCGCCCGCAGUGCAUCCCCUUACACUCCUCCACCAGCCGGCGCACCCCCAUCAAACCGAUAUGCCCCAGUAGCGUCGGCCCAGCCAUCUCACCCACCUGGACCACCUGGACCCUCCGGGCCUCCGGGACCACCCCAACAGGCUCCCGGCCCAGGCCCAUACGGAUCUCAGCGAUUCCAGCCUGCACCACCACCACAGGGAGGACCUCCUCAGGGCCCGUAUGCACCACAAGGAGGCCAGUUCACUCAACCUCCUCCACCACCACAUACCGGUGCUCCUCCACGACAGGACUCCCGACCAAGUACCGGCCAAUCGCAGAAGAACGCUCCCACAGCUCCUCCCAAGUACCCUGCCGGUGACCGUUCACAUAUCCCAGACAAUGCCAAGCCAAUCUUCGAAAUUCUCUCUGCUGACAUGCAGCGCGUAAAAGCUCGUGCUCCAUCUAGCUUCAAGGCUCAAGUCAACGACACUGAACGAAGACUAAACAUCCUGUUCGAUCAUUUGAACAACGAAGAUCUGCUGAAGCCUGCCACAAUUGACAGCAUGGUUGAGCUAGCUCGAGCUAUCCAGAGCAGAGAAUACGAAGCCGCGCAGGCAAUUCAUCUGGACAUUCUGACCAACCGCACUGAUGAAUGCGGAAACUGGAUGGUCGGUGUCAAACGAUUGAUUGGCAUGAGCAAAGCAACGCCAUGA
Molecule: messenger RNA, 3834 nt
Organism: Trichophyton verrucosum HKI 0517
Lineage: Eukaryota; Fungi; Ascomycota; Eurotiomycetes; Onygenales; Arthrodermataceae
Exons: 6
Coding region: 1-3834 (1277 amino acids)
Biological process (GO): endoplasmic reticulum to Golgi vesicle-mediated transport; COPII-coated vesicle cargo loading; intracellular protein transport
Cellular component (GO): endoplasmic reticulum exit site; COPII vesicle coat
Molecular function (GO): protein binding; structural molecule activity
Source: RefSeq, a predicted model, not a curated record